Sinocyclocheilus anshuiensis is the source of this 8148-nucleotide messenger RNA. RefSeq names its product helicase with zinc finger 2a (gene helz2a). The transcript has 20 exons. Gene Ontology annotation, molecular function: 5'-3' DNA helicase activity; ATP hydrolysis activity; RNA nuclease activity. Lineage: Eukaryota; Metazoa; Chordata; Actinopteri; Cypriniformes; Cyprinidae. The coding region runs from base 84 to 7937 and encodes 2617 amino acids. The record is from RefSeq and is a predicted model, not a curated record.
CAUAAUCUCAUUUUGGGUGAACUCUUCCUUUAAGAGAAGGUGAUCUGAAAUCGUCGUUAUAGGAAUUCCAUGUCCCUUAAAUCAUGGCUUUUGCAGGAAAUCAUCAUAAUCUUCAAACAUUGGAGUCAUACAAGCUGUGUGUCAGAUGUAAUAAGUGCUGUAAAAAACUCAAUGAGAUUUCAUACUCCUAUAAGGAGAUCAUCCAUAACUGCUCAGAAGACAUCUUACUGGUCAAGCAGAAAGGUAGCAAUUCAUUGUGGAGGCCCGUUGCCCCCCUGCCAGGCUUCCCCAGACCUUCCAAAUAUGUUGUUUGCUGGUACUUCACUGAAGAAAAUGGAUGCACACAGCAUGGAAGGAAAUGUACCUAUGCUAGGAGCUCGGAAGAAGCAGCACUGUGGAACAUCAUGAAGAAUAAAACCCUGACAAUUCCUACACUUGUGAAAAUGAUAAAACAAAACCAAAGGACACCGCAGUCAAAGUCUCAAGAGAGACGAGGACCGUUUGACUGCACAUUGUGCCAGGUCCACAUCCCAAAUGAUGAGGAUCUGAUGAACCACUGUUUCACUGUGAAGCACAGGAGACUGAUUUUUGAAGAUACCUCUCAGACUUGGAAGUACCGUGAUCCACCACCAACAUACAAGGACCUGAAAUUGUGUGAAAGAUCCCUGCUAUGCGAGUAUGGUGAUAACUGCACAAAGGCACACAGUCAAGAGGAACUUCGUGAAUGGCAAAAAAGAAUCAAGGCUUCACGGAAAAGAGCCAGGGAUGUAGACGAGAUGGGCCUACUGUCAUAUCAGGACAGUCUUUUGGAUGAAUACAGACACAGCAACGACAAGAAAAUGAUUGUCAGCGACACCCUUCCUGAUGUUUUUAUCACCUGUGACCCAGAUUUAGACAGUGUCUAUGUAAGGAAAAAGGGAAUACAAUGUACAUGGAAUUUUACCAUUAUUUCUAAGGAUCCUCUAGAAGUGAUUGCUUUACUCAAACGGGAACUGGGGGCGAAAUUCAGCCUCAGCAAAGACCCCGAUGAGGAACGGUCAUAUUCCAAUAGUGAUUGGUUUAAAAAGAACCAAACAGAGUAUGAAAUCCCAGUGUCCUUCAAAUCUGACCAAGCAGGCCUUUAUGAGCAAUGGGUAGUGUUUGACUUCAACACGAGACCCAUACUGCGUCAGAAACUCAAGGUCAGAGUUGGCGAGGAUGAAUGUAAGAGCCCAGAACCAGAGUUUCCACUAGAAAAACAAGAGACUGUCAGGAAUCUUGAGCCCUGGAAUAAGGAAAGCCUGAAAAUCAUUCCUUUUGUUAAAAGAGAAGAGGCAGAGAGAGAGCUGCUAAACAGAUACCAGCUCAUCGUGAUAGAUCAGAUGAACAGUCCAAUUAACCGUGAGAAUUACAAACACAACAUGCACAAUUUUUUAUAUCAGGAGGAAAAGGUAGAAGGUGAACUGCUUAGCAGUCUGAAUCUACGAGGGACAGCGCAGUUGGAAAAAUACCUGUCUGAUGACAGGUUUGGAUUGAAAUGUGCUUAUCCCGAGGCUCUUCUUGCUGCUGUGCCUCUGUCUCACCCACUCACUCCUGAUACUCCUCAAGGUUUCAUAGUGAAAAGACAUGCUAUCAGAUCUCUUGUUCGUGUUGUGAAAAAUAAUGAUUACCUUGGGCAUACUUAUGAGGCCGAAUUUCUGAAAGAUGCUGCCACUGAGACACAAGCAAUUUUGCAGCUUUCCAAAGAAUGCUGCACUGAUCUGAAUCUGCAAAAAGGACAGCAGUGUGAGAUGGAAGUCCAUUUCCAACUAAAUCGUCUAUGGUUCUGCGAAAUGCACAAAGCCAUUGAUGAUCUCCCCAACUUAGACAAAGUCUUACCUGAUCUGAAAAACAGCAACUUCUGUAUUUCUUCCCAGUCAGAUACAGAACAGUUAAACGAGAAGCAGCAAGCAGCAAUGAACUUUGUUAUGAGUGUAACAGACAACAGAAGGAGCAUCCCACCGUUGUUGAUAUAUGGACCUUUUGGAACAGGGAAAACUCGAACCCUUGCAAAGAUGGCCCAGGUUCUUGUGCAGCAACCACAAAACAAAAUCUUGAUUUGCACACACACAAACAGUUCUGCUGAUCUUUAUGUAAAUGGUCAUUUUCAUGACUAUGCAACUGUUCAUCAUGAAGCCAAACCUUUGAGAAUCAAGGCAAAGGAAAGCAAUCCCAGAUCCACUGAUCGCAUCACUCUACAGUACUGCCAUUUAUCCAGAGAUGGCACUCAUUUUGAGUUUCCUGAUAAAGCUGUUUUAGAUUCCGCAAGAAUCGUCAUAACAACAACUUCCCUAGCACAUUUCUUCCAUGACAUGAAGCUGCCUGAAAACUACUUCAGCCACAUUCUGAUCGAUGAAGCUUCUCAGAUGUUGGAGUGUGAGGCUCUUAUGGCACUGGGCUUAGCAGGUAAAAAUACACGUGUUGUUUUAGCAGGAGAUCACAUGCAGAUGGGACCCAAGCUCUUCUCUGUGAAACAAGACAAAUGCUCAGAACAAACCCUGCUCAAUCGCCUCUUCUAUUACUACCAAGCUGAAAACGGUGACAUGGCCAAACAAAGCCGAAUCAUUUUCAAUGAAAACUACCGUUCCACAAAGGACAUUGUGGAUUUUGUAUCAACACAUUUUUAUGUGGGAAAGAGUGAUGUGAUCAAGGCUAGAGGGGAUGUGCCUCCUCAUCCACACCAACAUGCAUUGCAGAUCCAUCAUGUAAGAGGAGAAUGCUGUUUGGACCCAACAAGCAUGUCCUGGUUCAAUGCAGAACAAAUUCUAAGUGUCGUUGACAUUGUGCAAGGAAUAAUGGAGGAAUGGCCACAAGAGUGGGGUGAUAAAGAUCCAGAAUCAGUCUGUGUCCUAUCUCAAGGCAGACAGGUGUUGGAAAUAAGGCAAAGACUGCGUCAGCUUAGACUGCCCCGUUUCACUGUGGAGAAUGCAGAAAAUGUGCAAGGAAAACAGUUCAGAGUAAUAGUGAUUUCCACUGUGCACACCAAGGACAGUUUAUUGGAGACGGACCGGACCUGUCUUGAGUUUUUCAAUGACAUGCGAGUGCUGAACACAGUUAUGACAAGAGCCCAAUCUCAAAUAUUUGUUGUUGGAGAUGCAGCUGCACUUUCUUGCCAUCAGUUCGGUACAUGCUGGAGACUAUGGAGAUCGUACAUAGAGGAUUGCAUCAACAAGGGAAGUGCCCAUAACGUUACCUUGGAUUCUUUGAAACAAGAUCUCCUUGAGAUAUCUGAGCUCUGCAGAAGUGAGGAUGAAGAGAGCAGCGAUAGUGAAUCAACUACAUCUGAAAUAUCAGACCUAGAAGACCCAAUACUUCAAGAGCUUCUUGAUGAGAGCAAAGACAUCAACGUUGCAUUGACAGAGGAAGGCUUGUUUCCAGUUUUUCAACAUGAGCAAUUUAUCAGUAGUGUUAGCAAUCAAAUUGCAGAAGUAGAUGAAGAGCAAUUGUUUACUAACUCUACAACACAUAAACACUGUGAGCUGGUCAUGGAUUAUUUUGAUCGAGCUUAUGCUAAACCACUUGACGAGCCCUCCAUAAGAAUCGAGAUCAAGGGCAGAAAAAACAUUGGACAGGCAUUCCCUGGAGACAAGGUAACAGUGGAGAUCCUGAGUGAGAUAUCAAAUCCUCCUACGGGGAAAGUAAUCAACAUCCUGGAAAGUGCGGAUACUGUCAAAGAAUUUGUCUGCACCCUUGAAAGACAUGACAGUCAAGUGAUGACGCCUAUCAACAAAUGCAUCUCCAAAAUCUACACACCCUUCUGGAAAGACAAACCAAACCACAUUGCUGUAAGAAAUCCUAAGAACCUCAAAAUAGAGAAAUUUAUCAAAAUAAAUGAGGAGAGACACAGAAAAUAUCUCUUUGUUGUCAAAGUCCUUAAGUGGAGGAAGUUUUGCCAUUAUCCCUUGGGCAUUGCUGUGGGGCUGUUUCCAGAAAUAACAAGUUUGGAUGAUGGAUUGAAUGUACUCAACAUAGAGUUUCAGUUGAGAAGGACACUUUCUUCAUCUUUAGAAACACAGAUGCAAGACUUUCAAAGUCUUAAUUUAUUUGAAGACGGGCGAAGAGAUUUUCGCAUGCUCCCAACAUUCACCAUUGAUCCUGCCGAUUCACAAGACCUUGAUGAUGCAAUCAGUGUAAUGGAUUUAGGUGAGUGCUAUGAAAUAGGAGUUCACAUUUCUGACGUUGCUAGCUUUCUGGCUAAAGGCAGUGAACUGGACAAAUAUGCAAAACUGCUGUGUACUUCAUUCUAUCCAUGUGGAAAGGAGCCAAUAAACAUGUUCCCUAAAGAACUGAGUGCCAAUUUCUUCAGUUUGAUUCCUAACCAUGACAGACGAGCAAUCUCCUUGAUAAUACAAGUGGAUACUAAGACAAACUGCAUAAAGAAAAGAUUAGUUUGCAAGUCUGUCAUUCACUCCAAGAGGAAAUUUUCAUAUGAUGAAGCUGAGGAUAUCCUUGAAAACAAUCGUCAGCAUUAUGACCUGCUUGAAAUGUGCCUUUUGAAAGCAUGGAACUUUGCUGAGGUUCACAGGAAAUACAGAAAACAGGAAGACUGGUGCUACAAAAUGCCAGACGAGGACGUGACUCUUGGAAGAAGGCGAUCUCACCUAAUGGUGGAAGAGCUGAUGAUCAUGUUUAACCACACAGUUGCUGAACGCCUUCUGUCUGAUGAAACAACAAGGAGCUUAACUCCACUGAGAUGCCAGGACAGGCCAAAAAGGGAAAAGCUUAUUGACCUUUUUGACAAAAAUGCUUCCUUGAUUCCACUGUCUGUUCGCUUCUCAAGUAGAGCUCCUGAGAGUGUAUACGUGUCUCAUGAACUGAAUAACCAAGGCUUGAUCCACCACACAGCCAUGCCAAACCCUCAGGCUGAGAUUUCUGAUUCUGAAACCAUCCCCAUAUUAAAAUCUGUUUUGAGAUGCUUGAAGACAGCAGCAGAGCAGAAAAAUAUCUACAAAAUAAUUGACUUCAUUGCAACUGAUGAGAUUCACCCCCAACUUCUUCCUUUUGCUACUGCAUUUAGGAGACUGUGUCACAAGGCAUGUAUUCUGCGAUCAAACUCGACACAUGUCUCAAGAAUUGGGCACUAUGAUUUAGACCUUGACAGCUAUACUUGGGCCUCAUCUCCAGUCCGCCGAUAUAUAGAUGUUAUUGUGCAGCGCCUUCUUCAUUCUGUGAUUGACAAGACCAAUGUUAGGUACACAGCUCAUGACAUUGACCUGUCUUGUAUGGAAUUUUCCAGGAAAAAUGACCAACAGUCAGCAUAUGAGAGGAAAGCGAAUGCUCUACAUUUUGCAUUAAAACUCUCAACCCAAAGCGAAAAGAAGGUGGCAUACAUUGUGGAACUCAAUCCGUCAGGGACAAACUUCAGAUUAUCCUUCCCACUUAACAGAACCUCUAUAUCAGAAAACUUAGACAUUAUGUACAGGGAUCUUCAGUUGGCAGAUCAACCAGAGUUUGAUGAAGCAAACAACUGCAUGAUCUUGAAAUGGGUGCGAAGGAUAUAUUCAUUUUCCAAUCCUCACAUCCUUGCUGAAGUGAAACAACAAAAUCCAAACUCAGUCAUGGCCUAUGUCUCUACAAAGACCUGGAAAUGCCUAGCAGCUGCUCUUAGAGAGGAAAAUUGGGACAUAUUGUUUCCCCUGAUUGAGAAGCUUGACAUCAGCUCAAGAGUCCAUGCAAGACAAUUCCAGGAAAGACUGAGAAAUGCUAAAAGUUCAGAAAAAUUUGAUCCCAUGCAUGCUGAGCAUUAUGCCGAACUGUCGCUGAGAAUAAAGCAAGGUGAGGCAGUCGAGGUGCAGCUAGGUACAGCCACUGCUCGAGGAUUAAUGACACCAGCAAUUCAGCUGUUUGUUGUGCAUCCAAAAUUUGAGAUUUGUUUGCAGCAUGUGAAAGAUCCAAUCAAGAGUUUUUCAAAAUAUGCAUUCCACUCAUCAAGGAAUACAUACAACUCGUACAUGGAUUAUCAGGCAAUAUGGAAACCUUUGAGUGAAAUGGAGUCAGCCUCCAAUGCUGUGUCUGAAAAUGAGAGUAUUAUUAUUGAAGAUGCAGUCUUGAAAUGGAAAACCUCUCCUCAAAAGACGCAUGAGGGUUUUUUUCUCCUUCCGCUUGACAAAAAAUCUCAGUGGUCUGUUGAAUGUGACCUUAGGAACAGUUUCCUCUGCAUUCGAACUAAGAUUCACCAAAGUCAGAGUAGUCCCUUUCUGGAAAACUCUCAGUGCACAGCUCUCAUGGAUAUUCCUUCUAUCACUUGGGUGGCCCAUGCCAUAAUUACAGAAGUUGAAGAAACUGACUCCAAAGAACCAAAGAAUUUACAAAUUGAUUUUCAGAUUAACCACAUGCCUAUGACAAAUAUUCCAGAAGCCAUAUUCUGCGAGAGGACAAGAUUUACUCUGGAGCUGAUUCCAAAGCUUCUGCCAGAUGUGCGCAAAGAGGACGCAAUUAGCAGUCUAACCAAAGCCAACAAACUCGUAAAAAAUAUCGCCAUGGGCAGGAAAAUCAACUCUGAAGGAGGAUGCAACAUUUCAAGGCAGACGACAGCCAGAUUUGAGAUUGAAAAUUAUCUCCCUUCUGGGUUUUCCCAUCUAAACAACAGUCAGUGCAAAGCUAUAAGAGAAGCACUGACCAACCCAUUCACUCUUAUCCAAGGACCACCAGGGACUGGAAAAACUGUUGUUGGUGUCCAUAUUGUGUACUGGUUGCUCAAGAAUACCCAACAGCAUCCUGCCACCAAUUCACAGAAGAAGGGAGCUGUUCUGUACUGUGGCCCCUCAAAUAAAUCUGUUGAUGUUGUUGCAGGUCAUCUCCUAAAACUUCAAAAUCAACUUAGACCUCUCAGAGUCUACAGUGAUCAGACGGAGAUGUUGGAAUUUCCUUACCCAGGAUGCAAUCUGAAGCUGUCACGCAAUUCUAAAAGAGGCGAAAAACCCAACACAGAGCUCAGUUCCAUUGCACUACACCACCUGAUUCGAAAGGAUGGCAACCCAUAUUCCACACAAAUAUUAGCUUUUGAUAUGAAAAUUAGAAGAGGAGAUCAAUUUACUGGCGAAGAAAAAAAACUCUACAAAGACACCCUCCAAAAGGCUCGAAAACAUGAAUUAUUGCAGCAUGAUGUCAUCUUGUGCACUUGCACAGCAGCCUCACACCCUACCUUAGCUAAAGUCCUCGACUUCAAACAGAUCAUCAUCGAUGAAUGUGCCAUGGCAACUGAACCUGAAGCCUUUAUUCCACUAGUGGCUCACAAGCCUGAGCAGAUUGUUCUUCUGGGCGAUCAUAAGCAGCUGCAACCUGUAGUCCACUGUGAUGUGGUGGAGCGAUUGGGAAUGAGCAAAUCUCUUUUCGAACGUUACAUGGAGAAAGCACUCAUGCUUGACACUCAGUACAGAAUGCAAGAAGACAUUUGUGAAUUUCCAUCUAAGGAGUUUUAUGACGGAAAGUUAAAAACUGAAACAUCCCCCAAACCAAGGCUCUUCCUUACUAAGUCAAGGCAAACAUGCAUAGUUUUCGGCCAUGUUGAAGGAAAGGAGAAAAGUCUGGUGGUCUCGACUGAACGGGGAAAUGAAAAUUCAAAAGCAAAUUUGGAGGAGGCAGAAGAAGCGGUGCGUAUCGCCAUUCUUUUGACUGAGGCUGGAAUAAAGACAAAGGACAUCGCCAUUCUCACGCCAUAUAAUGCUCAAGUGUCAAACAUUAGGGAGUCCCUGAUUGAUAAGGGUAUAAGAGACAUCACAAUCAACACCAUCAUGAAAAGUCAAGGAAGUGAAUGGAAAUAUGUCAUCAUGUCAACUGUGCGCUCUUGUCCCAAACCUGAUAUAGAAGCACAACCAACCAAAUCCUGGAUUAUAAACCGACUUGGAUUCAUCAUGGACCCACACCAAGUGAACGUGGGCAUUACCAGGGCACAAGAAGGCCUGUGCAUCAUUGGUUAGUUACGCCAUCUAGGCUUGUGGGAGUCAAUAAUGUGUGAAAAAUUUGAUCCGUAACACCUGUUAUUGGAAUAAUGCAAAAUAACACACACAUCGUCAUUUUUGUCUCUUAAGCAUGAAUAUUAUUCAGUCCUAUGAGGGUAUAAUAUAUCAUUUAUCUUCAUCUUAUGUCAGGUAUAAGCUAAAUGCCUUUAUAAUAACACUAAACCUCCUU